Bradysia coprophila is the source of this 1150-nucleotide messenger RNA. RefSeq names its product elongation of very long chain fatty acids protein 7-like. Lineage: Eukaryota; Metazoa; Arthropoda; Insecta; Diptera; Sciaridae. The record is from RefSeq and is a predicted model, not a curated record.
UUAAUGAAUACAGUUGAAUUCAGUUUUCUGCACGAGGCAGUUGGAAGAGUUACAUCUUGGUCAUGAUUACGAAUUUUUUAACAUUACCAGAACUAUGGACGAAGGGAAAAAGCCCUCUUCUCGACUCAUGGCCAUUGUACGGGGACCCGUCAUCCGUUGCACUGAUUUUAGCUGCAUACAUCGCCUUCGUACUAUACUUAGGACCAUUGUUCAUGAAAAACAGGCAGCCAUUCAAUUUAAAAAAUGUCAUCAUUUUGUACAACGCACUGCAAGUGUUCUACAAUUUUUGGGUUCUGGCCAGGCCAGCCCUUGAACCAUGUGCAUGGAAAUAUUUUUUCAGUUUCGGCUGUGCAGAAAUGACUCCACAACAGGAGCGUGACUAUGAGAUGUUAAUAUGUGUUACAUUCUGGCAUAUGACGGUGAAUAAAAUAAUGGACCUGUUGGACACGGUGUUCUUCGUUCUAUGCAAGAAACAAAAUCACAUCAGUUUUCUUCACGUCCAGCAUCACGUUUUAAGCGUUGCCAUAUUAUGGAUAGUUGGAAAAUAUUUCACCGGACAAGAAUUGACAGUGACAUUCGGCUGUAACACGAUUGUCCACAUGAUUAUGUACUUUUAUUAUUUGGUUGCUGCGCUUGGUCCUGCAUACAAAAAAUAUCUUUGGUGGAAGAAGUAUUUGACAAUGCUUCAAAUUAGUCAGUUUCUGAUUAUAAUUGUCUAUAUGCUUGCUUCGUUAUGGUUGAGUUGUGGAUACAAUCCUGCAAUUGUUUGGCUUAUAAUACUCAAUGCUUCCCUCAAUUUGGCUUUGUUCCUGAAAUUUUAUUUCAAUACUUACGAUUCAAAAAAGCUGAUAAGUGACAAAAUUGCAGUGUGUUCAAGUUUGCAGUUUAGCAGUAAUUACACGGAAAACCAACAAAUCGAAAAAUCGGAUAUCAAUGAAAAUUGUAAGAAAGAAAUGUAGAAUUUUGUACUGGAGGUGAAAUUUUUCUUUGUGUCUAAACCAAGCAAUUUUUGUAAAGUGUGAGAAUUUAUAUAUAAAUAGUAAGAUGUCAUUCAUAAAUUACGUUAUUACGCAACACAUUAGUGUGUGAACGCUAUCGUAACUGUCCAUUAUAUUUUUGGAAAGUCAAAUAAAUUUUGCGCGACAAAUAA